Messenger RNA from Penicillium daleae, 1377 nucleotides. Its product is annotated as SEC14 family lipid-binding protein. The transcript is spliced from 4 exons. Bases 1 to 1377 code for a protein of 458 amino acids. The record is from RefSeq and is a predicted model, not a curated record. NCBI's taxonomy places the organism in Eukaryota, Fungi, Ascomycota, Eurotiomycetes, Eurotiales, Aspergillaceae.
AUGCUCUGGCGGACCAAGUCCCAGCACAGCCAGGCCUCGGAGCAGGACCUCGCGCGCACCGAGUCAGCGUCCAAGAAUGACCCAUCCGCAGCGGCGACUCAGGCCGCGAGCACGGCGUGGCUGGCGGGCCAUUUGAACCACUUGACGCCGGAGCAGGAGGAGAAGUUUGUCGAGUUUAAGAAUGUUUGUGCGGAGCGCGAGUAUUACACGCCGGCCGUUGAGGCGGCGGAGGGCGUUGAGGCCGCGCCGGCCAGCCACGAUGAUGCGACGAUGCUGCGGUUCUUGCGAGCGCGGAAGUUUGAUGUUGAGGGGGCGUGGGGUCAAUUCAAGGAUACUGAGGAUUGGCGCAAGGAGAAUGCCCUCGAAGAGCUUUAUGCGAAUAUCAACGUGGCCUCGUACGAGACUACUCGGCGGAUGUAUCCGCAAUGGACCGGUCGUCGCGAUCGCCGCGGUAUCCCCGUCUACGUCUUCGAGAUCCGCCACUUGAACUCCAAGGAGAUGGCCGCCUACCAUAAUACCAUGACCACGGGCACGCCCGAGACGCACAAGUCAUCGACCGUUCCUGCGCGCCUACUGCAUUUGUUUACUUUGUACGAGCACCUGCUGAACUUUGUCAUGCCGGUGUGCUCGGCAUUGGCCCGGCCUAACCCCGAGACUCCUAUUGUGGCCUCCACCAAUAUCGUUGAUAUAAGCGGUGUCGGGCUGAAGCAGUUCUGGAACUUGAAGGGCCAUAUGCAGGAUGGUAGUGUUUUGGCCACGGCUCACUAUCCUGAGACGUUGGAUCGUAUUUUCAUUAUCGGCGCACCUAGCUUCUUCCCUACCGUCUGGGGCUGGAUCAAGCGCUGGUUCGACCCUGUCACUGUCUCGAAGAUCUUCAUCCUCUCCGCCGCGGAGGUGGCGCCCACCCUUAACUCUUUCAUGGAACCUACCUCCAUUCCCAAGCAGUACGGCGGUGAACUCGACUGGCAAUGGGGCGACAUGCCCAACCUGGACGAGCCGGCCCAUGAACUCCUCCAGAAUCUGGAGCAGCCCAUAGCAGAGGGCAAGGAGAGGAAGGAGAUCAUCAAGGGUCCCCUCUUGUUCAAGGGUGACAGGAUCGAGGUCCUGGGCAGAGAGGAUGGCAAGGAACGCCGGCAGACCAUCCCUGUACCGGAGGCCAAGGUCCAGCCUCAGGCAGAGCAGGCCGAGACGGUCCAGGCCAACGGCAAUGGUACUGCAGAGCCGGUCAAGGAGACCACCGAGACUGUUGUGAAUGGAGAUGUGGAGACCACGACUGCCCCUGUUGCCGAGAAUGAGAAGACUGGCCUGGAUAAUGUGGCGGUGAACGUCAACCAGGUCGCCAGCCCGGAGGCUCAGGCCACGGCUGCUGCUGCAUAG